Molecule: messenger RNA, 1275 nt
Organism: Durusdinium trenchii
Lineage: Eukaryota; Dinophyceae; Suessiales; Symbiodiniaceae
Source: the annotation of a GenBank genome assembly
GAUACCUUCCACAGCCACUUUGAUCAUUGACACCGGCCUGGCUGAUGGCUGAUGGCUUCAAUGGCCAAGUAUGCGGCCUCCAGCGGCUUCCUGCGAGAGAAGGAGGUUUGCCGCGUGGCGCAGCUUUCGCGCAGUCACCAGGAGUGCUUCGAACAGGGCCACUUCUUGCUGCACCUGCCCCAAAUCACUUGGAUCUCGUGGACAGGAACAUCGAACAAACGAUGAGCAAGAGGAGCUGCAGGACGCAUCAGAUGUCCAGGCUACAGAAGGAGCGCACACCGCGCGAGGAACUCCUCAGCCGGAUGGCCAGGAAGCUGGCAGGCUGUGUGCGGAAUCCCUUGAUCUCGUUGCACAUCGAGGAGUCACGGGCGCUGGAGGAGUUGUUCGAGCCCGUGCUGAAGGUCCUGAGGGGCGCCAGCCAGUUGCAAAGCUUGCAGCUCUUAAACCUGGCCACGAGCCCCAUCCGCGCCUCCAUGCCCUGUGGGCGAAUGGAGCUGAAGCACAUGCACCAGCUGGUGGACAGCUGUACCAGCUGGUCUGGAGGCCUCACCGAGCUUAGCCUCGCUGCGGGUGAGUGGUCCUGGCACGCUUUGGUGCAUCUCUUCCAUUCGUUGGCGCCGGGCGCGGGCGCGCGGGUCCAGAGCUUGAAGCUGCGGGGUAAGCUUCCACUGGGCCCAAGGACCCAGGGCUUGCCGAAUGGGCAGUAUGUGAGGGUGGAUGCUGAAGAUACUAGCGCCAGAUUGGAGACCGCCCUUCACGUGAAGGACUUCUGCUGGCGCGGCGCGCGGAUCCAUUCCGCCGAGUGUCUGGAACGCUUAAGCCGCGCGCUCCCGAAGGCCACUAUGGUCUUUAAGAUGGAGGUGUGCGGCGUUUUUGCAGGCCCGUCCAGCGAAGAGAUCGCCGCCUUCGCGCAGCUGCGCACGUGGCCACGUCAGGUCUGGACUCGUCCGCACGCGGAGUGGCAGCUGCUGGCCGCCACGAACUUUGAGGAGGCGGACAUGUUGCGUGUCAUGCAGAACUUGUACUUGGAACCGCUGAACGAAGCGGAGGUCUCUGCCGCGAGACCAGUGGACAAUGCCAAUGACCUUGCUGACUUCAUAUAGCAUCUAUUUGCAGAUCGGAAAGAUCUUUGGGGCCCCUCCAGGAUAGGCACCACGAUAUGGCUGCUGGACAAGACUAUAUGAUUCAGACUCAGUGUUAUCAAUCACUAGCUGGGUGAGACAAAGUCACCCACGCAGUGGAAACCAUAUCAACAAGGGUGUGGAAGCUAGCGCC